AUGUGUCAGUCGUUGCCGUACGAGCGAUUUGACACGCGUUUACGCACUAACGCGAAUAACGAUUUUGAGAAGAAUCUGUACAAGUUGAUGAACAACGCCGUCUUCGGCAAGACCAUGGAGAACGUGCGCAAUCGCGUGGACGUUCGACUCGCGACUCGAUGGAACAUUCGAUUCGGAGCCGAGGCGCUCAUCUCCAAGCCGAAUUUUCACAGUAGAAGCGUAUUCUCGGAGAAUCUCAUGGCCGUGGAAUUGCGCAAAUUGGAUGCGAAGAUUGACAAACCGAUCUACGUAGGCAUGUCCAUUCUCGAUAUAUCCAAGAUUCAUCUGUACGAGUUUCACUACGAAUACAUGUCGCCGCUCUACGGCGAUAAGUAUAAGAUAUUGUACACCGACACGGACAGUCUCAUUUAUAGCGUAGAGUGCGAGGAAGCGUACGAGCGAAUGAAGCGCGACAUCGAUAGAUUCGACACGAGCGAUUACGCCGUCGACAAUCCCUAUGGCGUGCCGCGCGCAAAUAAAAAGAUUCUCGGUCUGAUGAAGGACGAGAACAACGACGCUCUCAUGCUCGAGUUCGUCGGAUUCAGAGUGAAGAUGUACGCGUUGCGAGUCGAGGGUAGGGGCGACACUAAGAAGAGCAAGGGCCUGAGGAGCAGCGUCGUCGCGAGAACGCUGACGUUCGACGAUUACGAGCGCUGCUUGAGACGCGAGAUCGAGAUGACUCGCGAGCAGUCGUGCCUGAGAUUCAAGUUACACGAGGUGUACACCGUGCGCGAGUCGAAGGUGGCGCUCAGUCCGUACGACGAUAAGCGCUACGUCGUGCCGGAUUCGACCGAUACUCUGCCGUGGGGGCACUACAGGAUACCUCUGUGA
This is a messenger RNA of Camponotus floridanus (Florida carpenter ant), 870 nucleotides long. RefSeq lists its product as uncharacterized. NCBI's taxonomy places the organism in Eukaryota, Metazoa, Arthropoda, Insecta, Hymenoptera, Formicidae. The record is from RefSeq and is a predicted model, not a curated record. The transcript has a single exon. Bases 1 to 870 code for a protein of 289 amino acids.